ACCAAAAUGUUUGCAAAAGUCUUGCUGAAAACAUUCAUGCUGAUAGCUUGUGGCGGGCUUGUGACAGCAGCAUCUCCGAUAAACGCUACACGGGAUUCCUGUGUGCACAAAUCGUACCGGGUGUACAACAACGUCGGAGUGACUUUCAUGGAAGCCUGGAGACGUUGCCAGUGGAACGGGCACCGGUUGGCCACCGUGAGUUCCGAAGCGGACAGUAAGCUGUUGGAAGCUGCGAUCGGGGCCUCAAGUGUUAAAACAGGGCCCUGGUGGAUUGCCGGAACUGAUCAGGGCAGCGAGGGAAAUUUCAUUUGGAUUUCAACUAACAUUCCGGUAGGAUUUGGAACCGGGUAUGAAAAUUUCUACCCAGACCAGCCUGACAAUGCCGGAGGAGCCGAGGAUUGCAUGGAGAUUGGACGCUGGGGUGGAGUUCGCUGGAAUGAUGCACCUUGUGGGUGGAAGCAGCGUUACAUUUGUGAACAAGUGAGACCUUGUUAAAAGUGAAAAUU
Molecule: messenger RNA, 506 nt
Organism: Culex quinquefasciatus (southern house mosquito)
Lineage: Eukaryota; Metazoa; Arthropoda; Insecta; Diptera; Culicidae
Product: perlucin
Exons: 2
Coding region: 7-495 (162 amino acids)
Source: RefSeq, a predicted model, not a curated record